Cryptomeria japonica (Japanese cedar) is the source of this 914-nucleotide messenger RNA. RefSeq lists its product as uncharacterized. Gene Ontology annotation, cellular component: nucleus. Gene Ontology annotation, biological process: protein polyubiquitination. The coding region runs from base 66 to 563 and encodes 165 amino acids. Lineage: Eukaryota; Viridiplantae; Streptophyta; Pinopsida; Cupressales; Cupressaceae. The transcript is spliced from 4 exons. Gene Ontology annotation, molecular function: ubiquitin conjugating enzyme activity. The record is from RefSeq and is a predicted model, not a curated record.
GGGCCGAAGUUUUUAUUUGCGAGGCGUGUUAAUAAAAAUGAAGAGAAGUCCAGUAAGGGUGAGUAAUGAGGAUGGGUACGGUGGGCGGAGGCGGUAGUCCAUGGGCGAUGAGGGCGUCGGUGUCAGCAUCGGGUAGACGAAUACAAAAAGACCUGGCUGAGCUCAACGAUCUCUCCCUCUGCUCUGCCGGACCCAAAGGCGAUAAUCUGUAUCAGUGGACUUCUACCAUUUUGGGUCCUCAAGGUUCACCAUAUUAUGGUGGAGUUUUUUUUCUUGACAUCACAUUUCCAAGUGAUUACCCUUUCAAACCUCCAAAGGUGGUGUUUAGAACUCGAAUUUACCAUUGCAGCAUUGACUCAAGCGGCCAAAUUUGUUUGGACAUAUUGAAGGAUAAAUGGAGUCCCACCUUAACAAUAUCCAAAGUGUUGCUUUCAAUUAGUUCCCUGUUAACUGAUAUCAAUCCAUAUGAAUAUCUUGUGCCAAGCAUUGCUCAUCAAUAUGUGACUGAUCGAGCAGAACAUGACAGAAUAGCUGCAGAGUGGACAAGGCGAUUUGCACCAUGACUAAUUGCUUCCAUACAUAGGUCGCCAGCACAUGACUAAUUCCUUUGGAUAUUUUGUAAUAUAUGUUCAAAACACUAACUGUUUGCUGCUGAAAAUAAAUUUUCUCCAUGCAAAGGAUGAAACAAACAAGGGAUCUUUCAUUAACAUGCAUUAUUAUGUUUGAUGCUUGUUAACCGGGUGUUGAGAGACUUAAUCUAGUCACAUUCUUUUUGUGGAAGUUAAUCUUUAGGAAUAUAUUUGAACAAAGACUGAUUGCGUCUAGUGGGAUCAAGUGGUAGAUAUAUAUAACCUCAACAUGCUUUCAGCAUGUGUGUAUACUUGUAAAUUUUUCCUCAAAUCAUUUUUUAUUCG